Pipistrellus kuhlii (Kuhl's pipistrelle) is the source of this 4331-nucleotide messenger RNA. RefSeq names its product synaptic vesicle glycoprotein 2A (gene SV2A). Gene Ontology annotation, cellular component: membrane. Lineage: Eukaryota; Metazoa; Chordata; Mammalia; Chiroptera; Vespertilionidae. The record is from RefSeq and is a predicted model, not a curated record. The transcript has 13 exons. Gene Ontology annotation, biological process: transmembrane transport; chemical synaptic transmission. Gene Ontology annotation, molecular function: transmembrane transporter activity. The coding region runs from base 440 to 2668 and encodes 742 amino acids.
GUGGGGGGGCAGGUCUGCAUUGCCGCUGCCCCGGGUACCCGAGCAGUCGCUGCUGCUGCCGCCGCCGCCAUCCCCGCGCACUGCCGGCCGGGACCCCUGCCCUCACCCGGGAUUCCCUAACCCGGGGGACCCAGCCCAGAUCUCCAGAGGUGCCUGGGAGAAGUAGGCGGCUUUUCCUGAGUUAUCCUGGCUCCCCAGCUUAGCACCCUCAAGCUGGCUUCCCCUCUCCUUCUCACUCCCCUCCUUCCCCUCUCCCUCCCUUAUGCACCCAACUGAACUGGGUGUGGGCCACACCUCUCCCCCCUCUUUUCUUCUAGACACUCACUGGCCAGGUCCUACUCUGUGCCACACGUAAUCAAAGUAACAGGGAGAAGGGUUUUUCUGACGCCACAUUCUUGGGCAAAAGCUGAGUCAGGAGCAGGGAGUGGGGAGACCUGUCAUGGAAGAGGGCUUCAGAGACCGGGCAGCUUUCAUUCGUGGGGCCAAAGACAUUGCCAAGGAAGUCAAGAAGCAUGCGGCCAAGAAGGUGGUGAAGGGCCUGGACAGGGUCCAGGACGAAUAUUCCCGCAGAUCCUACUCCCGCUUUGAGGAGGAGGAUGAUGACGAUGACCUCCCGGCUCCAGCUGAUGGCUAUUACCGCGGGGAAGGGGCCCAGGAGGAGGAGGAAGGUGGCGUCUCCAGUGACGCCACAGAGGGCCACGAUGAGGAUGAUGAGAUCUAUGAGGGGGAGUAUCAGGGCAUCCCCCGGGCAGAGUCUGGGGGCAAAGGCGAGCAGCUGGCAGAUGGAGCACCCCUGGCUGGAGUGAGGGGGGGCUUGAGUGACGGGGAGGGCCCGCUUGGGGGCCGGGGGGAGGCCCAGCGGCGGAAAGACCGGGAGGAACUGGCCCAGCAGUAUGAAACCAUCCUCCGGGAGUGUGGCCAUGGCCGCUUCCAGUGGACACUCUACUUCGUGCUUGGCCUGGCGUUGAUGGCUGACGGUGUUGAGGUCUUUGUGGUGGGCUUCGUGCUGCCCAGCGCUGAGAAAGACAUGUGCCUGUCUGACUCCAACAAAGGCAUGCUGGGCCUCAUCGUCUACCUGGGCAUGAUGGUGGGAGCCUUCCUCUGGGGCGGCCUGGCUGAUCGGCUGGGUCGGAGACAGUGUCUGCUCAUCUCUCUCUCAGUCAACAGCGUCUUCGCCUUUUUCUCAUCCUUUGUUCAGGGUUAUGGCACUUUCCUCUUCUGCCGUCUCCUUUCUGGGGUUGGGAUUGGAGGGUCCAUCCCCAUUGUCUUCUCCUAUUUCUCGGAGUUUCUGGCCCAGGAGAAACGUGGGGAGCACUUGAGCUGGCUCUGCAUGUUUUGGAUGAUCGGUGGAGUAUACGCCGCUGCCAUGGCCUGGGCCAUCAUCCCCCACUAUGGGUGGAGCUUCCAGAUGGGGUCUGCGUACCAGUUCCACAGCUGGAGGGUCUUUGUCCUGGUCUGCGCCUUCCCUUCUGUGUUUGCCAUCGGGGCUCUGACCACACAGCCCGAGAGUCCCCGCUUCUUCCUGGAGAAUGGGAAGCAUGAUGAGGCCUGGAUGGUGCUGAAGCAAGUCCACGACACCAACAUGCGAGCUAAGGGACAUCCCGAGCGAGUCUUCUCAGUAACCCACAUUAAGACGAUUCAUCAGGAGGAUGAGUUGAUUGAAAUCCAGUCAGACACAGGGACCUGGUACCAGCGCUGGGGGGUCCGGGCAUCGAACCUGGGGGGGCAGGUUUGGGGGAAUUUCCUCUCCUGUUUUGGUCCAGAAUAUCGACGCAUCACUCUGAUGAUGAUGGGUGUGUGGUUCACCAUGUCCUUCAGUUACUAUGGCCUGACUGUCUGGUUUCCCGACAUGAUCCGCCAUCUCCAGGCGGUGGAAUACGCAGCCCGCACCAAAGUGUUCCCUGGGGAGCGGGUAGAGCACGUGACCUUUAACUUCACCCUGGAGAACCAGAUCCACCGAGGGGGACAGUACUUCAAUGACAAGUUCAUUGGGCUGCGUCUGAAGUCAGUGACCUUUGAGGACUCCCUGUUUGAGGAGUGUUAUUUCGAGGACGUCACAUCCAGCAACACAUUCUUCCGCAACUGCACGUUCAUCAACACCGUGUUCUAUAACACUGACCUGUUUGAGUACAAGUUCGUGAACAGCCACCUGGUGAACAGCACGUUUCUGCACAACAAGGAGGGCUGCCAGUUAGACGUGACAGGGACGGGCGAAGGUGCCUACAUGGUGUACUUCGUCAGCUUCCUGGGGACUCUGGCUGUGCUUCCGGGGAAUAUUGUGUCUGCCCUGCUCAUGGACAAGAUCGGCAGGCUGCGGAUGCUUGCCGGCUCCAGUGUGAUGUCCUGCAUCUCCUGCUUCUUCCUGUCUUUUGGGAACAGCGAGUCAGCGAUGAUCGCUCUGCUCUGCCUUUUUGGGGGGGUCAGCAUCGCAUCCUGGAACGCGCUGGACGUGUUGACUGUUGAACUCUACCCCUCGGACAAGAGGACCACAGCCUUUGGCUUCCUGAACGCCCUGUGUAAGCUGGCCGCGGUGCUGGGGAUCAGCAUCUUCACGUCCUUUGUGGGAAUCACCAAGGCCGCCCCCAUCCUCUUCGCCUCUGCUGCCCUUGCCCUUGGUAGCUCUCUGGCCCUGAAGCUGCCCGAGACCCGGGGGCAGGUGCUGCAGUGAGGGGCGCUCUGGGACUUUGGGGGUGGCAGGCACACUGUGAGACCAACUCCUUCCCUUCCCCGGCCCUGCCAUCCUGGUCCCGAGCCCUCACUCGCCAUGCCCAUGUGUGGUGUCAGCCUUGUGUGUGUGUGCGUGUGCAUGUGUGUGACCCCGGGGGCAAACACUACAGGGAAGGCUCCUUCAUCCCCGUUCUGGGAUGCAGCUCCACUCCCCACCUCCUAUCACCCUUGACUUUGCACAAGAGAAGGCUUGGCCCCUCUCUUCCCCCCAGGGUUAGUGAGGGGGAGGGGGUCUUCGCUCUUCUUAGCUCCAGGGUCUCCAGAACAGGCUUCUUGCCUUCCCCCUCAUUCCCUCUGCCUUUGCCCUGAUGAAGUCAUGGACGUGUUGUUAUGCUGGGGGCUGCGGCUUGGUGUAGACCACGGACCAGAAGAACCUAAUCGGAAGAGUCAGAAGGGCCUGGAGUGCUCUCUCAUGCCUCCUGUUGGAUGCCGGGGGAGUAGCAAUAAACCUCAGACCCCUAGCCUCCACUUCCCCCUCAACAUAGGCUGUAAGAACGAACCUGGAUUUUAUGAAAUCAGCUGAUUCUUAUUUAUAUAUUACGUUCUGAAGCAGCUCAGCAGGACUCUGUGUGUGUGUGUGUGUGUGUGUGUGUGUGUGUGUGUGUGUGUCUGCGCGUGUACACUCUGUGUAUGUGCCAUGGGGUGGGGUGUCACUAUACUGUCCUACAAUACAAGCCAAGAGUAAUUUCAGCAGACACACACAACCCUGCCUUCCUUAGUAUCUCCCCUUGUCCUGUUUCUGGGCCGGCCUGGGAGGGAGGGGCCCCAGGCCAGGCUGGGUGAGUACGGUCCAGGGAGAUGAGGGUACCUUCCUUCCUCAAGAAGCAUAGGCCGCCUCUGGAGAGGCUCCACUCACGAUAGCACAGAUUGUUACAGCACACAGCUCCCCACACCCCACAACCUGUCCCCUCAGUCGGGGAUCAGGGGAGGGAAAGAAAGCUGGCAUAAGGUCAAACCAGCAGAUCAAAAAGCACAAAGAGCUGGGGCAGGGGCAGGAAGCAGGGGCCUGCCCAGCCACUCCUCUCAAGUGGAAAGAGGUUGGGUGGUAAGCCAGGGACCCCCUCAUGCAGGGACCAGAGCCUCAGUUUCCCCAUCUCAGCCCUUCCACACAAUAGCCCCUGUAGGUUAAGCUGCCCCUGCCCCACCCCACGUUGUGUGGCUGCUUUUUUUGGUGCCCCCCUCCCCACCAGUGUAGCUGUGAUGUGUUGUAGUUUUUAGCUGUUUGUAAAAUGUUAAGUUAAAAAGAAAAAAGUGAAAACAAAAAGAAAAUCCAAACUCAUCCUCCUCAGGCUGCAUCUGGUGCCCCCACCUCUAUGGCCGCCCCCACCUCAAUGCCCCCCUCCCCAUUUUGUACCCCUGAACGAGGUGGCGACUGUUUAACUCUGUGCUCAAAGGACUGCCUUCUCCAGUGCCCCGUGUACGAGUGUGUGCCCUUCUUCCGCCCUUCACUUGCUGGAUGCAGCCCUCUCUCCUGCACCCCCGGGAGGGACCCAUCCAUUUCCCUUGUUCUCCUGGGGAACCCUAAACCCAACUCUAUUGAUGUGAAAAAUGAGAUGAAAAAAUAUCGAUGAAAAAUAAAAACCACCAAUCCUUAAAAUCCAAAA